Molecule: messenger RNA, 910 nt
Organism: Misgurnus anguillicaudatus (oriental weatherfish)
Lineage: Eukaryota; Metazoa; Chordata; Actinopteri; Cypriniformes; Cobitidae
Source: RefSeq, a predicted model, not a curated record
AUGAAACACAUCGAGACCACACAGAGAAGUGUUGUUUGUAGUGAGUUUGUGUCAGUGACUGAAGGAGAUUCAGUGACUUUAUCUGUCAGUCUCACUGAAUCACAGAGAGAGGACAGAAUCUCCUGGAAGUUUAGAUCUCAAGAAAUAAACGCAGCAGAAAUUAUUAUAGUUGAAACAGAAGAUAAGGGAAAAAAUGUCACUUUACAUGAAGAUAGAGUUGAAGGAAGAUUCAGAGACAGACUGAAGUUAAACAAACACACUGGAUCUCUGACCAUCACAAACACCAACAUCACACACACUGGACUUUAUAAAGUGAACACCAUCCGCACAAAUACCCAACUCAAAACAAUCAAUCUUACUGUCUAUGCUCAUCUGCCCAUUCCUGUCAUCACAAGAGUCUCUCCACAAAAAUCUUCAUCAAGCUCAAUCUGUUCAUUAGUGUGUUCAGUGUUGAAUGUGAGAGAUGUGAGUCUGUCCUGGUAUAAAGGAAACAGUUUAUUGUCCAGCAUCAGUGUGUCUAACAUUAAAACGACUGCAUCUCUACCUCUGGAGGUUGAAUAUCAGGAUAACAACACAUACAGAUGUGUACUCAACAAUCCCAUCACAAACCAAACUCAACAUCUCAACAUCACUCAUCUCUGUCAGACGUGUUCAGCCGAUUUCAUCUGCUGUUGUGGUUUUACUGAAGCUGUGAUCCGAUUGGUCGUCUCUGCUCUGGUGGCCCUGGCUGCUGUUGCUCUUCUGGUUUGCGAUGUCAAAACCAGCAGAAAAGAACAGAAGAGGAUGAGAUCAAAGACUCAAAUAAAUGACUGAUGAAUCUGUAGUUUAAUCAUCAGUAUGCUAUAUGCUUGCUUGCCUAUCUUCUAUAUUUAUCUAUCAUGAAAUGCAACUUAACUUUAAAAAUACAUUU